CCCCCACUUCGAAAUUUGAGUGCACCAAUAUCAAAUAUAUUCUGGUUCAAAAAAAAAAAAAAAAUAUCAAAUAUCUUCCACUAAAACUCUCACAGGGCGAAAUUAAGAAAAUCAAUGGAAGCCGAAGCUUCAUCGUUCGAGACCAGUGAAAUUUUGGCAACAUUUCUAGGCUCCACCCCAUUGUUAUCGGAUUCAUGGAAUCUCUGCCGCCACGCCAACUCCGCCGCUCCUCACGGUUUCCUCGUCAACCGAAUCGCCGGCGUCGCUUAUGUGGCGUUUUCCGGUGUCCAGACCGUUGCCGGAUUGGAUUUCGACCUUACUGGAUGCCGGAACUUGGUGGCAUUGGAUUGCGACGCCGCUGCCGGACUUUUCUCGGAGCUGCGAUGCCGCGGCGGCGAGGCGGAGGAGGAACCUGUCAUGGUUCAUGCUGGCAUGUUAAAUCUCUUCCUCUCUAUGUUCAAGUACACAGACUUUCAAUUCCAGGUUAGUUUCCAUGGUUUGAAGUCCAGUUUUUUUAAAUUGAUUAAUAUUUUAUUCACCGAAUUUGAUCAGUCGGAAUGAGACUUUUAUCAAAAGAGUCUUUCAUGAGUUUUUAAAACGAGAAGCUUUUACUGGAAAGAGUCUCAGACAAAUAUAAAGUUGGACUAAAUAAAACUUCAAUCGGAAAAGUCUCGGACAAAUUUGAACUGAACAAAUUUCGUGAAGGUAACAAUGUUGUUUUAAAAAAAAAUUAACAUAUAUUUUCUUGUGUUUUCUGGGUAAAUGAUAUAUAUUAUCAGGUAGAAUUUAUUUUUGAAACCGGACUUAUAAGAUGCGGCGAGGGUACUUUGGCAAUUUUGUUGAUUUAAUCGGCAGUUCAUGCAUAAUAUAAAUUAUUAGGUAGAAUUUAUUUUUGAAACCCGACUUAUAAGGCGAGGGUACUUUAGCAAAUAUGUUGAUUAAAGUCGGCAGUUCAUGCAAUGCCAUAUUCAAUUUGGGUUGCCUCUGAUUCUAGUCAACAUGGUGACUUGCUAUACCAAAUGAUAUAAACUAUUAGGCAGAAUUCACGCAUGAAACUCGGCUUGCAAAGGGCGGAUGUCUAAGGAAUGUAUAUUUAUGUGACUAAGUCUAUUGUUAGGUGAUGUGAAAUCAUAAAAGUAAGCCAAAAAAAGGUUCAUCCAUUAAAUUUUUUAUUAUGAGUCCGAGCUCGAGCUGGAGUUGAAUAUGAAAGAAAUUAUGAGUAGGCUUUUUUUGCAAUUAAGGUAUUAAUUUGCUUAUAUUUCUAAAAAAAUAAAUAAAUAUAGAGACAUUAAUCUAUGGUGGUGAAAAAGAAAAUGGGUAUAUCACAUGUUAAAAAUUCAAUGAACACCAUCAAAUGUUUAGAAGCAACAUGCAAGUGUAUAAGUUAUAAUUAAUUGAGUUAAUUUAGUUGGGUCACCUUCACAUAUUGUAAUCGAGAAAUUUGGGAUUAAUCUUUGUUAAAGAAAAACAAAUAACUAUUCUUCCUUAAUUUGCUUAAUUUAGAUUCAUUUAUUUAAUAUUUAAUUUGACACUCCAAUGCAUGAGGUGAAAAUAUUCUUAAAAACCACAAGAUAUAUCCAUAUUAAUUAUCAAUGUAGCCACUUAAUAUGAUGUGGCUUACAUUUAAAAUAAAUUUAUUUCAUAAAUUUUAUUUUCUGACCAUUUUUCAAAUAAUAUAUAUAUAUAUA
This is a messenger RNA of Camellia sinensis, 1688 nucleotides long. Lineage: Eukaryota; Viridiplantae; Streptophyta; Magnoliopsida; Ericales; Theaceae. The record is from RefSeq and is a predicted model, not a curated record.